AUGAACGCCUCGGGGGACGGGAUCAUGGGGACCCCAACAUCCCGGGUCAUGGGGACCCCAACAUCCCGGGUCAUGGGGACCCCAACAUCCCGGGUUACGGGGACCCCAACAGUCCGGGGUCAGGGGGACCCUAACAGUCCGGGGGGCCUGCGGAACCACGGCCCCUACAUGAGGCCGGUGUACCCAAAGACCUUCCCCAACCUCUACACCCUCGCUACAGGUCUCUACCCAGAAUCCCACGGGAUCGUGGGCAACACCAUGCACGACCCUGUGUUCAACGCGACCUUUACCCUCCGAGGACGGGAGAAGCUAAACCACCGCUGGUGGGGAGGGCAGCCGAUCUGGAUCACCGCGGAGAAACAGGGCGUGAAAGCCGGGACCUUCUUCUGGCCCUGGGUGAUCCCGUUGGAGCGCAGAAUUCUGACCAUCCUCCGUUGGCUCAGCCUCCCUGACAACGAGAGGCCCUACGUCUACGCCGUCCACUCAGAGCAGCCCGACACCUUUGGUCACCGCCUGGGACCCCUCAGCAGUGAGCUGGACAACCCUCUGAAGGAGAUCGACAAUGUGAUUGGUCAGCUGAUGACCGGACUGAAGCAGAUGGGCCUCCACCGCUGUGUCAACGUCAUCGUGGUGGGGGACCACGGUAUGGAGGAGGCCCACUGUGACAAGAUGGAGUUCCUCAGCAGCUACCCGCUGAACAUCGACGAGAUCUCCCUGAUCCCAGGGUCGCUGGGCAGGAUACGGGCCCGCGACCCCAACUCCAUUACCUAUGACCCUCGUGUGGUGGUGGCCAAUCUCACAUGUAAGAUGGCGGGGCAGCACUUUAAGCCCUACCUGAAGCAGCACCUCCCCAAGAGGCUCCACUACGCCAACCACCGCCGCAUCGAGGCCGUGCACCUGCUGAUGGAGCGCAAGUGGCACAUCGCCAGGAAGAUGCCAGAAGUGAGGCGUAUGAGGUGUGGUUUCUUUGGAGAUCACGGCUUUGACAACAAAAUCACCAGCAUGAGGACCAUAUUUGCAGGCCAUGGUCCAAGCUUCAAGUUCCAGAAACAAGUCGCAUCCUUUGAGAACAUUGAGCUUUAUAACAUCAUGUGUGACCUGUUGGGGCUAAAGCCCGCCCCCAACAACGGCACCUAUGGCAGCCUCAACGACAUGCUGCGGGAGCCGCCCUUCCUGCCCACCGUGCCACAGGAAGUGACCUCACCCUCACCCACCUCCCCUCCCAAAACCACCGUCACCUAUGACCUGGGCUGCAGCUGUGAUGAUGAGAACAAGGUGGAGGAGGUUUUCCAGCCCUUCAGCCCUGGGCCCGACGAAGGAUACUCCUACAACACCACCCACCUCCCGCUGGGCCGACCGGCCGUCAUGUUCCCGACAGACUACAUCCUCCUGCACCACCUGGACUUCAUCAGCGGCUACAGCAGAGAGCUGGCCAUGCCCCUGUGGACCUCCUUCACCCUGCUACGACAGGGCUUCACCCCCCCUCCCAGGGGGUCCGGAGGGGAGUGUGUCCGACCGGAUCCCCGGGUUCUGCCGGAGCACAGCCAGAGCUGCAGCCUCUACAGCCAGACCCCCGAGACCGGACCCGGGUUCCUCUUCCCCCCUGAGCUGGCUGGGUCUGCUGAGUCGGCCUACGACGCAUCCCUCAUCACCAACACCGUCCCCAUGUACCCCGCCUUCGCCAGGGUGUGGAGCUACCUGCAGGGGGCGCUGUUGCGGCGCUAUGCGGAGGAGCUGAACGGGGUCAACGUGCUGUUGGGGCCGGUGUUCGACCAGGACUACGACGGCCUCCGGGACACCAGCACCACAGAGGCCCCGCCCCCCCUCCCCAGCCACUACUACGCGGUGGUGAGCAGCUGUGAGGAGGUGAACCAGACGGUGGACGACUGUGAAGGAGGUCUCAAGGUCUUCUCCUUCCUCCUCCCCCAUCGACAAGAUAACGGAGAGAGCUGCAACAGGGGGGAGGAUGAGUCCCAGUGGGUGGAGGAGCUCCUGUCUCUGCACACUGCGCGGGUUCGUGACGUGGAGCUGCUGACCGGUCUGGACCUGUUCCGCUCCGCCAACCUGACCCUCAGCGCCGCCCUGGGCCUGAAGACCUACCUGCACACCUUCGAGCCCGACGACUAGGCCGCCCCGUGACCCCUGGUGACCCCCACAUGACCCCCACAUGCACCCCGAAACCUCCACUACUUCCCACUGGACCAUGGCAGUACACCCCUUACUCCCCCGUACUCACCCCUUGCUCCCCCAUACUCACCCCUUACUCCCCCAUACUCACCCCUUCACAACUCAUGCUCACCCCUUCACACCUCACACUCACCCCUUACUCCCCCAUACUCACCCCUUCACAACUCAUGCUCACCCUUUCACACCUCACACUCACCCCUUACUCCCCCAUACUCACCCCUUCACAACUCAUACUCACCCCUUCAUACCUCACACUCACCCCUCCACACCUCAUACUCACCCCUUACUCCCCCAAACUCACCCCUUCACACCUCACACUCACCUGGCACACACCCCAUCUGACCCUCCUCUAGUCCCACCCUCCUCUAGUCCAGGUGUGUUCUAGGUUCUAGUCCCACCCUCCUCUAGUCCAGGUGUGUUCUAGGUUCUAGUCCCACCCUCCUCUAGUCCAGGUGUGUUCUAGGUUCUAGUCCCACCCUCCUCUAGUCCAGGUGUGUUCUAGGUUCUAGUCCCACCCUCCUCUAGUCCAGGUGUGUUCUAGGUUCUAGUCCCACCCUCCUCUAGUAAGGUGUGUUCUAGGUUCUAGUCCCACCCUCCUCUAGUCCAGGUGUGUUCUAGGUUCUAGUCCGACCCUCCUCUAGUCCAGGUGUGUUCUAGGUUCUAGUCCCACCCUCCUCUAGUCCAGGUGUUGAGGUGUAUAUUUGUAUACAGGUAGUCAUAUUUAUUAUGUAGCAAAACAAACAAAUACUAAACCUUCUUCACCUCUCAUGUUCCCCUCUGAAUACUAUGGAGCUAUUGGUGCUAACAGUAGCACUCACCAGAUGCUAACACUGUCGUGUUCUUGUUGAGAGUAGUUCAAAUCGGGUCGCUUUUAACUCACUUUAUUUGUUAUAGUAUUUCGGUAUGGUAACUAUGAAGCAAAAGGGAGGGAAUUGUAUCUAACAUGCGUGGAGAAAAAUACCGUUGAGCUACUUCAAGAACACGACAACACUAGCACUCAUGCAGUGCUUAUAAUAGCACUCAGCAGAUGCUAAUGCUAACCCUUAAUAUGUGCUAAUUCUAUACACAGUAGAUACUAAUGCUACAAUUCAUGGUGGGCUUAUGGUAUUACUCACCGGAUUGUAAUGCUAGCACCCAUGAAGUGCUAAUGCUAGCAGUAAUCAGGUGCUAUUGCUGUUACUAACCAAAACACUAAUGCUAGCACAGGAGAGGUGCUAUUGCUAGUACUGUGGUAUGUCUACUACUAGACCUAGUACUAGACCUAGUACUAUUGUAAAACUGACCCAGUACUACAGCUAGUACUAUUGUAAUACUGACCCAGUACUACAUGUAGUACUAUUGUAAUACUGACAUAGUGCUAGACCUAGUACUAUUGUAGUACUGACCUAGGAGUAGAAUUCCCCUACUAGUGAAAGAGUACCUGAACAGUUGUGAUGUUUUGUAUUUGAGGACCUAAAGUCCGUCACCUCAUCAUCUCCCUUCUGGGAACACAUGAGGCGGUCACUGUGUGGAGGCGCUGCCAUGACAAACUCUCACUUUUAUAAAAAAGCCUUUUAGCCAAAAUAAUACAGUACUGUUUUUUAUAAUCAGAUAAAUGCAGUAAGAAGUAAACAGCAAAUUGUGUUGUGUGACGUAGUGGAGUAAACGUAGAGAGGUCCAACUCAUGUUAAGUGCUCUCUGUGUGGAGAGAGAUCUCUGUGUUUUUUAAGGCUUAUUGUGGAACAAUACUCCAGGACUCUGAUUGGCUGGGACUGACGGCUAAUGAGAGCCCUGUUGGCUGUGUCUCCUCUGUUUUGAUUGGUGCAUUAACGUGUGAUGAAUAAAGUAAUAAUCUCCUUCAGAUGCCCAUUCAA
This is a messenger RNA of Gadus macrocephalus (Pacific cod), 4040 nucleotides long. RefSeq names its product ectonucleotide pyrophosphatase/phosphodiesterase 2-like (gene enpp2l). NCBI's taxonomy places the organism in Eukaryota, Metazoa, Chordata, Actinopteri, Gadiformes, Gadidae. Gene Ontology annotation, molecular function: phosphatidylcholine lysophospholipase A1 activity; zinc ion binding; alkylglycerophosphoethanolamine phosphodiesterase activity. Gene Ontology annotation, biological process: phosphatidylcholine catabolic process. The record is from RefSeq and is a predicted model, not a curated record.